Messenger RNA from Patiria miniata (bat star), 3485 nucleotides. RefSeq lists its product as uncharacterized. Gene Ontology annotation, biological process: GPI anchor biosynthetic process. Gene Ontology annotation, molecular function: hydrolase activity. The record is from RefSeq and is a predicted model, not a curated record. Gene Ontology annotation, cellular component: endoplasmic reticulum. The transcript has 8 exons. NCBI's taxonomy places the organism in Eukaryota, Metazoa, Echinodermata, Asteroidea, Valvatida, Asterinidae. Bases 153 to 1283 code for a protein of 376 amino acids.
ACAUCUCAACCCCCGACUUUUGAACCUUUUGCAGCAGAUCGAUCGUGCAUCACACGGGCGAAUAUGCCUAGCUGAAAAACAAUGACAAAGUGCCCAUCAUAAAAUCGUAGAAGAAACACCCACAUGCAGGGCAGAGCCAUCCAUUCAUCAUCAUGCAGAAGUUUGUUCCGUCCUCUUGCUACACCAUGCUGAUGGUCAGCGCUCUGGGGCUCAUCAUCUACAACGAGUACCUGGAGUUCUACCUCCUCAAGCAGAACCAGUGGACGGGGGCCCGGCACUCCAUCCUGCACCCGACAGCGAGCACGGCGGACGCAGAGCAGACGGGGACCCCUCCUCAGGAUCCUGUCCGGAUUUUGUUCGUGGGCGACCCCCAGAUACAGGGCUACCAGGACGAGCCAGCGAUUUUAGGGUACAUCACAAGAUGGGACGCAGACGUGUACCUGCAGAAGUACUUCCACGAGGCAAUACGAUACAUCAAACCAGACGUCGUCGUGACAAUGGGAGACCUGAUCGACGAGGGCAGUAUAUCCUCCGACGCUGACUUUGAAAUAUACGCAGAGAGGCUCAAGAAACUCUUUGCUGUUCCUGAUCAUAUCAAGUCUAUUGUGAUUCACCUCUCUGGCGACAAUGACAUAGGCGGAGAAGGUUCGGACCCCCUGACAGACGACAAGAGAAAACGAUUCGAGAAACAUUUUGGCCCCGUGACGGAAGCGGUGCACUACAAACACGUUGCGUUCUUCAAGAUCGAUUUUUUACCGUAUUUACAUUUCGUGGGCAAAGAAAAAGAUGAAUUACUGCAAGUGGAACUGGAAAAGAUGGCCGACGAAUCGAGGGAGUCUUCAGUAAGAAUAGUCCUGUCGCAUGUCGGCAUGAGUAGCUCAAUGCUGUACAGGCACAUUGGGGUCCUGCGUACGCUCAGACCUCAAUAUGCUUUCAGUGCCCAUUCGCAUCAUUCAGGCUUUGUCAAGCACCGCCUCUCCAAGCUGAUGGGCACUUACAAGGGGGUCUACAAAACCGAGCAGAGGCCCAUCGCUAACCUCACACCGGAGGAAGAGAGUUUCGAGACGGAGGAGUACAGAGUCCCAACAUGCAGCUACCGGAUGGGUGUGCGACACAUGGCGUACGCUGCAGCAGUCAUCGACGAAUCGGGAAACCUUCACUAUGCGUUGCUGGAGUUGCCGUCACGGUUCAAGCAGUUGUACCGCUACGCCAUGUUUGGGGUCUUUGCGGCCAUCGUCGUGGUGUGGACGUUUGUUUCACAUUCCAUACGGCGGAGAAGAUAGCAGAUCAUUAGUAGGCUAAUGAGAAGUAGACCAAAAAAUGGAACCAGACUAUCUGCAUAAGCAAAGUUAUUCCCGAAAGUUCACACAAGACUCUACAUCCAGUCGGUCUGUAGCAUGAGGAUCUGUUGAUGUUAUGCCUCCAUGGAAAUAGCGUUUUGGGGGGGAAAUAUCUGUUUUUUGGAAUUUGUGUCCGAUCUUAAAUCCAGAUGGAGGCAUGUACUAUGCGUGGCUGGUGCAGCCUGCACGCUACUAGCAGCUGUGGCGUUACGCCACAUUUGGCAUCUUUGCUGGGAUUGUACAUGUCUGGGCAAUACUGAUAAUAUAGUAUACAAAGUGGUGAGGAUGAAAUUGGAAAAGUCAAUGAGUUUGGGUCCCACCCUGACAUCUAGAGUUUAGAAAUUCACAAUCUGAUGUUGAACAAAGAAAUUUACGUGAGUGGGAUUCGAAACUUGGACCUGCAGAACAUUGAUUGGUCGGCAGUAUUGUAGUCAAGUAUAUUUCCAUGAGUACGAGUAUGAGUACUUUGCCAUGAGUACAAGUACCUUGCCGCGAGUACGAGUACAAGACAAAUUAUUUCAAUGUGUGUGAGUACCGGUACGAGUAUGACUAUUUUAUGAAUAGCCUACAAGCACAUAUUUGUGGGUACACAUUCUCUCACAGGCAUUUUUAUGUCAAUAUGGGUAUUAAAUGAAUGCCAAAAAACAAUACCGUACCAAAAAAAUGUCUUUUCCUAAAAAAAGAAUAAGAUACCAGUAAGAGCAUAGGUAAUUUUUUUGGCCCUGCGAGUAUGAGUACGAGUACAUUCGUCAGCCCGGUUCAUACUUCACACAAAAGCGAAAGCGAAGCGAAAUUUGUGACAUCAACAAUUAUGUUCAAAGCACGCCCACCAUUGUUGAUGACAUGAAUUUCGCUUCGCACUUGCUUUCGCUUGAAGUAUGAACCAACCUGUAUUAGUAUUCUCAUGGUCAAACGGUGCAACUGGUUUUAAAUUCCCCCCCACCCCCCCAAAAAAACCCCAAUCACAACAAGAAACUGAAAUUUGUACCAUAUUUUUUUGCAUUGUUUACAAUCUGUGGUAGCGAUAUUGGCAUAAUUGAUUACCAAAGAGAAAAUAUAGAAGACCUUGAACUUUUAAUGCAAUUUUUCUUGAUAAUGUGUGGGGUUUUUUUUCAAGAUAUGCCUUUUGCCAUGAGAAGGGCCGAAAUAUGAAGUGUUUACUUGGUCACACCAGAUCUUCACAAGAGGAAUAUUAGUCGGCAAACUGUCCAAAGUUUGAAACAUGGUGCAAAUCAAAAUAAUGUGAGAAGUUAAAAGUAGAAAUUACAAACAGAACAACCCAUAGGAUAGUUCUUCGUGCACUUUACAAAUCAUCCUGUGCAUACGGGCGAAUGCAAUUCGUUUUUCAAACUGUUUACAGUAACACAGAUGGAAUUUGUGCAAAUUGUUACAGUGACUUAAAUAUUAACGACGGUAUAUGGCACUGCAUUCUGAACCAUGUUAUUACUUGGGUCAAUAUUGGUCAAGACCCCCAUUGGUUUGUUAACAGUAUGCCAGGAGGUGAGGAAGAACAUUGUAUUUUCUUCUUGACCAUCAAAAUGAAAUAUUACCAAAAAAACUGCACGAGUUGCACACUACUUGAGUGUCACUCCAAUUAAAUAAUUACACAUAUUACGUUGUGAUAAAAUAUGUUAGGUAUUUAGAAUUAGCAGUUUUGUCGCCAAUUAUUAUUAUUAUUACAAUAAGAUAUUUUCUGAUUAACCACCACGUGAAACAGUGUUUGCUAGUUAUUUUUUUUUCGAAGGAAGAUGUUAUAUUUAAAAUUAAAAACAGUGUGCUUUCAUUUUUUUUCUUCAGAUUUUUGUUUCUAGCGAUUGUGAUUUUUGUUUGUAGGUUUAUGCUUUACCAUUCUCACUUUUAAUAUUCUCAGUUUUAAUGUGAACCAAGAUUGGAUUGAAUUCGUAAGAAUGAAAUGUCAUUCCUGACGUCAUUUCAGGAUUUCACUGUGUGCUCUCUCGUUUUGCAAAUUUGUGUUAGCGUUUUGGGCACAAUUAAGUCAUAAGAAAACACCAAUUUUUAUCAGAAUGAAGUUUCACAAAUUGUCAAUAUAAAUUUUAUUCAUUAUGGAGAAGUUGUAAAUAUAAUAUGCUAUGUACAAAGUUACAUCAUACUAAAUUAAACCAAAUAAAAUGAACGUAACAUGCA